AUGGACAACAUCGACGAGGAAUAUAACCGGCUCGUUGAACACGUCCACGACUGCACGAAGAAGACUGAGAGUUUUAAAACCACCAAGAGACGCCUGUCUCUUGAAACUUUUGUCGAAACGUCCGAGCUCGCAAGGCUUUGCAGAGAGCGAUCAAGGACGACCUUAAAGAGAGAAGAUGCAGAAGUGCUGGCUGAAGCUGCAGAGGCGGGGAAAAGCAUCCGCUAUGCCAGUCGAGACUUCGACAGUCGCAAGACGAGGAUGACUGCUCUCCGUAACCGGAAGGGAACAACCAUUGCAUCGAGAAGGGGAAUGGAGAAAAUCAUCUACGAUUUCUACUCUGAUCUCUUCGACAGCCAUAGGUUCUCCCAUCCCAGAACACCUGAAGAACCUUCCGGCAGUACUCAUCACGCAUCAGAAAAUUAUGAUGCUCUUCGUGUCUCACGCGAAACCAGGAACCACUGGGCGACUCUGGCACGCGAUUGGGACAAAUGGAAGAAUUACUGGCGCCUGCCGACCAGUUCGAAGAUCAACGGGAGUCAAGGUGAAGGUGAUCAAGGUGAACUUUGGAUAGAAUGUCACUGGAGAGAAAUUAUUGCUGAGAUUCGAGAAGAAGGCACAAGGAUCAAAGACAAACAGAGGACUCAAGAUGCGAUUUACAAACGUCUUGGUGUUUUUCGACGUAAAAUAAGAGAAGAGCACCGCCUCGGUCACGAUUAUAUCAAGAGAAUUAAUAUCCUUGGAGACGACUAUGACAAUUCCGAAAUGGAAAAUCUUAUGAGAACAUCAAAUGUUGAAGAAAAAGAUGUCAGAGGAGAUGAGAAACUAAUGAUGGCUCCAAUCCAGCUUAUUCGAAAUGCGGUGAAGGUGGGGAUGAUGAUGACUGGAAAGAAUGUAACGGAUUUUGACAAGAAGAAUGUCCAACUGAUCUCACCACGGUUCUUCCCGCUUACUCCAAACGGAAAUGAUACGAUCCAUGUAAUUUCACCAUCACUCUUUGCACUACACAGUGAAGGACAAGGAAUAGAAAGAGAAACUAGUUUAUCUAAUGAAAUGACACUUUCUGGAAAAAAUGACAACGAAGCAUGGUUGGACCUCAUUAUCGAAGCGGCUGGAGUGUCUGAUGCUUUGUAUAGUAUGAAGAAGGACAUGUUUACGUCGUACAAAAAUAGACGAAGAGAUGACCCUUUUUAUAGUCCUGAGGGACAGCCACUUUGGUUCAGCAAAGAAAAUGUGACCGAAAUGUUUGGUGAGCAAGAGAAAGUCAAAGUGGAGCUUUUCGAGCGACUUCAAAGGACGUUUACCAAAGAACAGCUGAACUUGAUGAACAUAACGGGAUACAGUAUAAUGACCGAAAAUCAACUAGAUAUGGUAUAUGGUUCGCAGUCUCCUUUUUACGAUCCACAGAUGCGGAAACAUUUUUCAAACGUUUCAAGAAAUGAUGUGUUAGUUGCUGUAAAUAGCAUGAUACAUGGUCUGGCUACGGAAACGAUGGAAUUCAAGGCACAACGGCGGAAAUCAAUUGUGCUUUCUCCGCUUGUGCUUGGUUCGAUCACUGUCGAUCCCGCUACUGCAUCACAACCCGUAAUACUUUCCCCUGUUCUACUUACACCGGUCGUCUUAUCGCCUGCCAUUUUCGGAGCUGUCAUAUUGUCACCAUGGGUGUUUGUACCCGUAAUUCUUGCUCCACGUCUUUUGUCACCCGUGAUUCUUUCACCUGUUAUGUUUUCUCCUAUUGUGCUUAGUCCACUUGCGUUUGAUCCCCUUAUCCUGUGUCCAGGUAUUGGCACUCCAUUCAUCCUAUCCCCGUUAGUACUUUCCCCAUUUAUUCUAUCGCCUGUGGCACUCAAUCCUCUUAUUUUAUCACCAUUUGCUUUAACGCCAUUUAUUGGGGUCCCACACACAUUGUCUCCUUUAAUUCUUUCUCCGUUCAUUUUGUCACCAAUCAUCUACUCCCCUCCUUUCAUUUCGGCGUUUGUUUUAUCUCCACAUGGACUUUCGCCCAUCAUAGAAUCCAAUGGCAAGCACUUUACAUCUAUUCUUUCACCCAGCUGGCUCAGCUAA
Molecule: messenger RNA, 2061 nt
Organism: Necator americanus (New World hookworm)
Lineage: Eukaryota; Metazoa; Nematoda; Chromadorea; Rhabditida; Ancylostomatidae
Exons: 8
Coding region: 1-2061 (686 amino acids)
Source: RefSeq, a predicted model, not a curated record